This is a messenger RNA of Aspergillus novofumigatus IBT 16806, 1208 nucleotides long. Its product is annotated as putative mitochondrial phosphate transporter Pic2. Gene Ontology annotation, cellular component: mitochondrial inner membrane. The coding region runs from base 285 to 1208 and encodes 307 amino acids. NCBI's taxonomy places the organism in Eukaryota, Fungi, Ascomycota, Eurotiomycetes, Eurotiales, Aspergillaceae. The record is from RefSeq and is a predicted model, not a curated record. Gene Ontology annotation, biological process: mitochondrial phosphate ion transmembrane transport. Gene Ontology annotation, molecular function: phosphate transmembrane transporter activity. The transcript has 5 exons.
AGUUAUCCGUAUACCUUGAUUGAGAAAUUCAAGUGGCUUUUCGGAUCGAGUUGGAGAUCUCGGGUCUGGCUAGGAACUGGGUCUCCGUCCUCUGACGACAUCGGUCUUUGGGGUAUAGAUAAGUUCUUUUCUGGCCGUGUUGCUUUCUUCUGUAAGGUAGACUAAUUUUAUUGACUCUGCUUUUGCGUAUAUCUCCUUUUUGUUCUUUUUUUUCAAAGGCGCAUUGAAUUGUCUGAUUUCUGCAUCUUUCAUUAUAUACAUCGUAGAGAACUCGACGCAACAUAAUGACCUCGAAAGAGCGGCAGCUUCCAUUCGGGAAGAUCGAGCCCAAUUCAUCGAAAUACUUUCUGAGUUGUACUCUGGGUGGAAUUGUCGCUUGUGGACCUACGCAUACAGCAGUUACACCCCUUGACCUGGUCAAAUGUCGUCGCCAGGUAGACCCCAGCAUCUACACCUCCAAUCUCUCCGCAUGGCGCCAGAUCUUUUCCAAGGAAGGCCUACGCGGGGUCUUCUUCGGCUGGUCUCCUACCUUCGUCGGAUACUCGUUCCAGGGGGCCGGCAAAUACGGUCUCUAUGAGUACUUCAAGUACCUGUACGGGGACCGCUUAUUCCCCAACAUGAACCGCACGGUGGUGUUCCUAGGCGCGAGCGCAUCAGCCGAGUUCUUCGCCGACAUGGCCCUCUGCCCGUUCGAAGCGAUUAAGGUGCGCAUGCAGACGACUCUGCCGCCGUAUGCGCAUAACUUGCGCGAGGGAUGGAGCAAAGUCGUGGCCAAGGAAGGGUUCGGGGGUCUGUACAAGGGGCUGUACCCGCUCUGGGCGCGGCAGAUCCCCUACACCAUGACCAAGUUUGCUACCUUUGAGGAGAGCGUGAACAUGAUCUACCGGACGCUGGGGAGGCCCAAGGAGAGCUUCAAUACGCUGCAACAGACGGGCGUUAGUUUUCUGGGAGGCUAUAUUGCCGGUGUCUUUUGCGCUAUCGUUAGUCAUCCUGCGGAUGUCAUGGUUAGCAAGUUGAACGCCGACCGGAAUGCUGGCGAGUCGGCAAUGGCGGCCGUGUCGCGGAUUUACGGCAAGAUCGGAUUCUCGGGCCUGUGGAACGGACUGCCAGUUCGAAUCGUGAUGCUUGGUACAUUGACCGGUUUCCAGUGGCUAAUCUAUGAUUCUUUCAAGGUGUUCCUAGGACUCCCGACCACUGGUGGUCAUUAA